Molecule: messenger RNA, 836 nt
Organism: Syzygium oleosum
Lineage: Eukaryota; Viridiplantae; Streptophyta; Magnoliopsida; Myrtales; Myrtaceae
Product: 14 kDa proline-rich protein DC2.15-like
Exons: 1
Coding region: 72-479 (135 amino acids)
Source: RefSeq, a predicted model, not a curated record
UACCUUCAACUCAACAACAACACACGCAUUAAUUACCCCAAGUCACCAACUUCUUCCUUUCUUGCUGAGAGAUGGAUUCCAAGAUAUCUUCCUCAUCAGCUGCUUUGUUCCUUUGCCUCAACCUCCUCUUCUUUGCCCUAGCAAGCGGCUGCAACACUUGCGUUCAGCCGAAGACGCCGAACCCUAACCGUAUCCCUAACCCUUUCUCUUCGAGAGGCUCCAGUUGCCCAAGAGAUGCGCUGAAGCUGGGCGUAUGCGCCAAAGUGCUCAAUGGACCGGUCAAUGCCGUCAUCGGAACACCACCAGACAUGCCUUGUUGCUCAGUCCUGGAGGGCCUUCUUGAUCUUGAAGCAGCCGUUUGCCUUUGCACCGCCAUUAAGGCCAACAUUCUCGGGAUCAACCUCAACAUCCCCAUUUCCCUCAGCUUGCUCAUCAACACUUGUGGCAAGAACGUUCCAUCUGACUUCCAAUGUGCCUAACAAGAACUGAUCAAUGAUCACAUCACGCUACAUUGUUGUUCUUGUUGUUGUUGCUGUGUCUCUUGCACUAACUGAAGUUGUUGUUGGGUCAUUUCACUUUAAAUCCUUUGUGAUUUUUGGCUUAGUGGUUUUAACUUCUAGGGUUCGAAUAACGUGUUUAGGUUGAGACUUGAUUUCUGAUUGUGUGAUUGUGAGGUGUGAGGGCAUGAGAAAUGUUCCUUAUUUGUGAUUUAGGCUAGGGAAAAAAAGGGCAAGCUUAGAUGAUACCAGAAAUUCUAUGAGAACCAAACUACGGUGUACUCUACGACCCAUCUCGCAUGGAACCUUUAUCUUUUCCUAAUAAGUUCUUCUACUAUA